UAUUCUGGUGAUUCAUUUUCAAUAUUUCACCGGAUCUUGUCAUAAUUCAACUCCUUCUUUCCUAUUGAGCAUGAAAAAUGCAUUGUUCAAGCCUUUAUCAAACCUAAACUUGUCAAAAAGAACUUGGAUGUGAAUAAGAACUUACUAUUCACUAUAUUUACCAUUUCUUCCUUUAUGUUAUCAAAAUUGAUGUUUCAUCUGACCACCUACCUUGUUUAAGCCACGUACAGUCAAUGGACAUAACCUCUUGACGUAAAUAGCAGGUGCGUACAAUCUACCCACUAAGAAGUCAGUAUUAAGAGUAUAGAUAAGAUACACAUAUGGAGAGCUGACCUAGCUUCAUAGCAGAGUAUAAAUUUGCAAGGAAAAGUGCAAGAAAAUUAAACAGUGCCCAAAGAUUUUUGAAUUUUGGACAAGGAUAUCUAUAUUGAAGAUUAAUUAUGACGGCCCAACAUAAGCAAGCACAUGGCAGAACUGAGGCUGAGUGUGAAUUCAGUAACUUAAUGGAAAAUGAAUUGGAACUGAUGGAAGCAGAAUUAUUACAUUUAAAGGAGAUAAUUAUUUCGCGAAAAAAUGAUAGAAUGAUGAUUAAGCAAAUGAUUCCCUUGAUCGAAAUAGAUUCUGCUCAAGAAUCAAUAAUUGAAGAAUUCUGUGAAAGGCUAGAAAGAGAAUGUGAAAAAGACAUGUUGCAAUCAGACAAGGAUGGUCUAUUUUCCAAAAUAAGCAAAUUCCAAGAAUUGUUAGCAGCAUUUAAAAGUGUUUAUCAAAAAGUUUUUACUAAAGAAGCUGAAAAAUCAGAAUUUCUGAGUGGACUGACAGUAAAACAAAGAUGGAUAACCUAUGUUUUGGAAUUGGAGCUAACAAGCGAAAAACAAGGGAAAGAACAAAGGGAGAAAAAGAUUUCAGAACAAAAAAAAGAAUUAGACUGCGCUUGGAAAUGUUAUGAAAGGCAAAAAUCUCAAAUUGAAGAUUUCCGAAGACGGAUUCAUAAAAGAGAAUUUGAGUUGAGAAGUAUAAUAACAGAAUUUAAAAAGAAAGAAGAAGCAAGAAAAGAAUUGCAGUUUAAAAAUUCUAGUUUGAAUUUUGAACUUCUGAAUCUUAGAAAGGACCUUGCAGCCUUUAAAACUGAUUAUCAGAAGGUAAUUGGAGAGAAAGAAGUGUUAAAACAAAGACUGGCGGAAGUUGCAUGGAAUUCAGCUGAAAAAGGCGAGGCAAAAGCUGCUGAGCGGACAGAAAAACAAGUGAAAUUGGAGACUAUUAAUGAAACUAAACUCAAUGCUUCCCAAAGACAAACGAGUGAGAGAAAUGAGUCAGAUGAUGAUUCCAUUGAAGAGUCAAGUAAUUGGGAGAGUGAAUUGGAUGAAAUUUUAUCCAGACUAGAAGAAGGAAGAAUUUCAAACUAUGAACAGCAAUUCAAAAACAUGAAGAACUCUGAGGAUGAUAAUGCAAUAUCAAGACAAAUCACCUUAAAGAAUCCGCAAUCCAGAUUGAACAGUCAGCAAAACCAGUUUUACUGAGCGGUUGAUGUUCCAGCUAAGCAUACGCUUAACCAGCUUGUUAAUACAUGAAAAUCAUUAAACGUUGUAAAUUCUUUAAAUCUAUAAACAAAUUCACUGGCUUU
Parasteatoda tepidariorum (common house spider) is the source of this 1621-nucleotide messenger RNA. RefSeq lists its product as uncharacterized. Lineage: Eukaryota; Metazoa; Arthropoda; Arachnida; Araneae; Theridiidae. The record is from RefSeq and is a predicted model, not a curated record.